Molecule: messenger RNA, 2328 nt
Organism: Lachancea fermentati
Lineage: Eukaryota; Fungi; Ascomycota; Saccharomycetes; Saccharomycetales; Saccharomycetaceae
Source: the annotation of a GenBank genome assembly
AUGGAGGAUUUACUUAAGGUAACCAAUAUUGUGGUUGGAAUUGCCCAAAAUUUAAACACUCAAGAUUAUUUGAGCUUUCAACAAGUUAACAAAUCAGUCUACCAGCAUCAUCUGUGUGGAUCGAAGGACGAGAAAAUGUGGUGCCAAAGACUCGUCGCCAUGGAACUGAAAUCCAAUAGGAAUGAUGUGCCUAAUGAUGUGAAAUUAGAGUGCUACGAUGCACUUACAAUUUUCGAUCAUGUUAAGGCAUUCACCCCUUCAACGGCAAAAAACACUUUCAUUCGUUUUUACAAGUGCUUUCAAGGGUUCACAAAUAAAUUGUACUACAAUGAUUUGGCAAAUUUCUUUCCCGAAAGGUAUUCAGAUCCUCUAACCCAAGCUAUCAUCUUGCAAAACAUAUCUAGAUACAACAAAUGUUGCAUCAACGAUUUCACAUUUUACCGUAGACUACAGGAUAAUUUACGGAUCUUACAAGAGUUAUUUAUCACUACAAUACUGAAAGAAAUGGAAAAAAACUUUGAGAGCAGGAAUUUCGAAACAGUUUCAAAAUUCAUUAAAGUACUUUUAGUUUGUCAUGAAGAAAAUACAGCCGUUGAUUUCUUCAAGUCUAAAAAUGAUUUUAUGAGUGAAGUGCAGCUUCCAGCAUCAAUUUUUAAUCCCGAUACCAACGAAUUAGAUCAGCGAAUAUUGAAAGGAGCCCUCAACACUCUUACUAACUUUUUGAAUGAAAAAAUAAAGCUAGUUGACAAGUUGUUUGGCGAUAGCUACCCCGUCAUUAUAAAUUAUAGCGAAAGUCUCAUCGCGGACAACCUUUCAGAAUAUUUCAAUAGUCAGCUAAACGAUAAAAAGGAUAGUGAAACAGACAUCACUAGAAUUGAUUCGAUGCCAGUUUUGUACACAUCACUAAUUGACCUGUUUGUGGCAAAUUUGACGGAGAGUCAAAACGGUGGGCAGAACUAUGCCAAAGUUGUUACAGAAUUCAUAAACCUGUAUUUUGAACCCAAGAUCGUUUCCUAUUUAGAUGUCGCACUUCAAAAGUUCAAUGAAGAUACUGCUGCUAAAUUUCUCAAGUUCCUUGACGAUACGAAGAUAAGGCAGAAAGAGCAUAAUGAGCAAAUUUACAAAUCUCUUAGAGAUAAAGUCUCAAAUCAACAAUUAAUCAAUGAGAAAAAUGACUUUUUGACGUCAUUCACAAAAAUGUUCAAAAUUUCAAAUAGCACCAAGACAGAGUCGAAGGAACAAUUGAAGCUUGCAUAUGACUUGAAUCUGAUGACUAGCAAUCUGAUGAGUAUCGAAUCUCUUGUGAGCUUAGAUCUCUGUUAUAAAGUUGUGGAGCAAUGUAGAAAUUGUAUCGAAAGAAUGUGCACUUUCUUGGCUAUCGACAACAUAAUUGAUACUGUGAAAUCAAAAUGUCAACAGGCAUUCAAAAUUUUAAUAUUCCAACUUUCUGAAAACCAUUUAAAACCUGGGUUCACUAAAGCUAUUGAGAUUUUACAGGAGUACAACCCUAAUGAAAUUAAGAAUCUUCAAAUUGAAUUAGAAGGGCUAGAUUCUCAGGUUGAGCCCCUAGUUAAGUUUACCGAGCUUAUCAAUACCGGGGAUAUUGUUCUACAGAUGACAUCAAUAUUUUAUAAAAACGAGCUUAUUCAGAAGCACAUCAUUGACAAGAAUAAGGAUUUUUUAAAUGAUAUCGUUCAGACCAAAAAAAAUUUCGAAACCAUGUUGGACGAUUACGUUGCAGAGGGUCUGAAUACAGGUAUUAACAAGCUAAUGGAUGAAGUAUUGUUUGUUUUUAGCACUUUACAAUUACCGGACGAUUUCAACCCUGAUCCCAAAACAUUAAGAAAAAGAGAAAUUAAACCAUCUAAGGCAGCUAUGAAAAACGUUGAACUUCUUUACAACCACUGUUUCUUGUUAACUGGGGCUACAGAUAAAGGCACCAUUGAUGUAUUUCAGCAAGAGGUCGGAGAACGAUUUUUCAAUGAGAUCGUGAAGAAUAUUAAGAAGAACCUCAUAUCAGCUGAUGGUGCCAUCUUUCUGAUAUGUGAUUUGAAUUUUUACUAUGAUUUCAUUGCCAACAAGCUCAAGCAAAAGUCAAUUGUACCGUUAUUUGCAGGUUUGAAGGCGGUGGGGCAACUUUAUCUAGUAUCCAGUAAGGACUCGAAAGAGCUUGGAAAAAUGAUAUGUGAUGUUGGCAGGUUCCAAGGAAUAUUCACGCAGGAAGAAAUUUACGAACUAGUUCAGAGAAGGACGGACUGGGUACGUGUCAGAAGAGACGUUGAAAAAGUGAUAUAUGGCCUUGGAGUAAGCGAUUGUACUAUAUUGUAA